GGGUGCUGGGCGGAGCCAGGCUAACUGCUACGCAGGCCAGAGGACUGCUAACUAAGGGUUGCUCAGUGCUUUUGCAGGGAAGAGCAAGACUGAGAUGGAGCAGGGGAAGGGUCUGGCCAGCCUCACACUGGCUAUCAUUCUUCUUCAAGGUACUAUGGUCGAGUUGAAACAAGGAGAAUAUUUGCUAAAAGUGGAUGACAGUCGAGAAGAUGGCUCAGUACUUUUGACUUGUAACUUGGCAGAUAAACAUGUCAAAUGGUUUAAAGAUGACAAGGAAAUAAACACCUUAAAUACAUCUAAAACAUGGAAUCUGGGAAGUGCUACCAAGGACCCUCAAGGGACGUACUGGUGCCAAGGACAAAACAGCACUUCAGAACAUCUCCUAGUGUAUUUUAGAAUGUGUCAGAACUGCAUUGAACUAAACGCAGCCACAGUAACCGGCUUUAUCUUUGCUGAAAUCAUCAGCAUUUUCUUCCUCGCUCUUGGGGUUUACUUCAUUGCUGGGCAGGAUGGAGUUCAUCAGUCACGAGCUUCAGACAAGCAGACUCUGUUGCCCAAUGAUCAGCUCUACCAGCCCCUCAAGGAUCGAGAAGAUGACCAAUACAGCCACCUUCAAGGAAACCAACUCAGGAAGAACUGAGAUCAGGACUCAGACCUUUCUAUUGGCUGUAACGGAGUCCCUGGGCGGUGCAGAUGGUUAAUGAACUGAGCUGCUAACCAAAAGGUUGGAGAUUCAAGUCCACCCAGAGGACCUCAAAAGAAAGGCCUGGAGAUCCACUUGCAAAAAUUCAGCCGUUGAAAACCUUAUGGGACACAGUUCUACUCUGACACAAACGGGGUCCUCGCCAGUUAGAGUCAACUCGACAGCAGCUGGUUUGGUUUUGCUUUUGCUUUUCUUUUAGUGGAUGAAAAAUGGUAUCUCAUUAUAGUUUUAAUUUGCUUUUUUUUUUUUUAAUGACUAAUGAUGUUGAAAAUCUCUUCAAGUGCUUAUUUGCCACUCAGAUAUCUUCUUUGGCGAGAUGUCUAUUCAAAUCUUUUGUGCAUUUUUUUUAAUUGGGUUGUUUGUCUUCUUACUACUGAGUUGCAGAAGUUCUUUACAUUUUCUGAAUACAAGUCCUUUAUCAGAUACAUAAUUUGCAAAUAUUUUCCCCCAAUCUGUGACUUGUCUUUCAUUUUCUUAAUAAUGUCUUAUGAAGUGCAAAAGUUCUGAAUUUUGUUAAGUCCAUUCGAUCAAUAUCUUAUUUUUUUGGAUUGUGCUUUUGAUAUCAUCUCUAAGAAAUAUUUGCUGAACUCAGUUCACAUAGAUUUUCUCCCAUGUCUUCUCCAUGUCUUCUUCUCUAUCUCUAGCAAUAAAUGUCAUUUUGAACAUGAUUAAGACCAUUUUGUAACAGAAAUACAAAUAAAUGAAAUUACUGGGCCAUAAUGUAUUUGCACUUGUAAUUUUACUAAA
Loxodonta africana (African savanna elephant) is the source of this 1450-nucleotide messenger RNA. Its product is annotated as T-cell surface glycoprotein CD3 gamma chain. Gene Ontology annotation, biological process: cell surface receptor signaling pathway; positive thymic T cell selection. The coding region runs from base 95 to 640 and encodes 181 amino acids. The record is from RefSeq and is a predicted model, not a curated record. Gene Ontology annotation, molecular function: transmembrane signaling receptor activity. Gene Ontology annotation, cellular component: alpha-beta T cell receptor complex; external side of plasma membrane; membrane. The transcript has 7 exons. Lineage: Eukaryota; Metazoa; Chordata; Mammalia; Proboscidea; Elephantidae.